This is a messenger RNA of Linum tenue, 633 nucleotides long. Lineage: Eukaryota; Viridiplantae; Streptophyta; Magnoliopsida; Malpighiales; Linaceae. The record is from the annotation of a GenBank genome assembly.
AUCUCCGCGAGUACCCGACUCCGGUCUCCGUCUCCCAAGUUGUGGAGUCCGAUUCCUUCGUCUGCAACUCCGAUUUCCUGUCCUACGACGAACCCAUCCCGGCCUUGCGCUCCGACGCGCUGUUGCUCCCCAAUCAGCUCUACUUCCUGCUCCCGGCUUCGAAGCUCGGCUCCAGGCUCACCGCUGCGGAUAUGGCCGCUUUGGCCGUCACGGCUAGCCAGGCCCUCCUCCGAUCCGCGGCCGGCGGCCGGAAGAAGUCCAGCAUCGCUCCUCUGUUCUUCCUCCUCGACGGCCACGAUGAUGAAUUCGCCGGCGCCGGCAGUAGUAACCUUACGGUUGGUGAUAACAAUUCGUCGUCGCGGGCCAAGCCGCUUCCGAGGUCUGGAUCUAUUAGGAAGCUCCAGAGGUAUGCUUCCCGGCGGGCGAAGCUGGCCGUCCGUUCUUUCCGGCUCCGAUUGGCCACCGUUUACGAAGGCACCGUCCUUUGACUUUGGAUUUUUUUUUUUUUCUGUUUUGUUUUUCUUUUGGCUUUCCUCCAUUCAUUCAUAUUCUCUCUAUCUGGUUUCUUCCUUUUGUUAUUCUUUGGAAAAGUCAAUGACUCUUGUAUUUUUUGACCUGGUCAAGGACCUGUAA